CUCCCAUGGCUUGUGCUGACAGUCGUUUGUGUUUUUGUAACAUAACACUUAACCCACACGAUUGAUGGCUAUAAUGGGGCUGAUUGUCUGAAAGGCUGAGCAGAAUCAAUAUUCUGCAUCGGUACCCGAUUCACAAGAAUGGGAGCAAUGGAGCGCAAGAUGGCCAGUGAAGGCUCCAGCAUCCCCAGUCCUGUGGUGCGUCAGAUUGACAAGCAGUUCCUGAUUUGCAGCAUAUGCCUGGAUCGCUACAAGAACCCUAAAGUACUCCCCUGUCUACACACCUUCUGUGAGAGCUGUGGCAGUCUCUUCAUGGGGAAGAAUAAUACAGAAAGAAAGAAACCCAGCUUGUUCAUCUGAAAUCUCUGUGCUUUUGUUCUGGAGAGAUGGUUUAACAUUCAGAAUGCAAGGUGCUUACAAAACUACAUUCCUGUUCAUAGUCUGACCUUGUCGUGCCCAGUGUGCCGCCAGACGUCCAUCCUGCCAGAGAAAGGGGUUUCCGCUCUGCAGAACAACUUCUUCAUCACCAACCUGAUGGACAUGUUGCAGAGGUCUCCGGACAGCAGCAGCGAGGACUCCAUCUCCUUGGAGACUGUAACCGCUGUGGCCACCGGCAAGCCACUCUCUUGCCCCAAUCAUGGAGGCAAUGUAAUGGAAUUUUACUGCCCCUCGUGCGAGACAGCGAUGUGCCAGGAAUGUACAAUGGGUGAGCAUGCCGAGCAUCCCACUGUCCCUCUCAAAGAUGUUGUUGAGCAGCACAAGGCUUCUUUACAGGAUCAGCUGGACGCUGUCAAGAACAGGCUGCCUGAAAUAGACUCGGCACUUCAGUUCCUGUCCGAAAUCCUGCAGCAGCUCACCAGCCAGAAGUCCACCAUUGAGGAAGACAUUCACUCCACCUUUGAUGAGCUCCAAAAGACCUUGAAUGUGCGGAAGAGUGUGCUGCUUAUGGAACUCGAAGUGACAUACGGCCUCAAACAAAAAGUUCUCCAGACACAGCUGGACACUCUUCUCCAGGGUCAGGAGGGCAUCAAGAGCAGCUGUAACUUCACAGAGCAGGCUCUGCACCACAGCACUGAGACAGAGGUGCUGCUGGUCAAGAAGCAGAUGAGUGAGAGGCUGAGCGAGCUGGCCAGCCAGGAGUACCAUCUGCAGCCUGAGGAGAAUGAUCAGCUGGACUUCCUCAUUGAGACUGAUGGCCUGAAGAAGUCCAUCCACAACCUGGGCACCAUCAUCACCACCAACGCUGUGGCCUAUGAGACAGUGGCCACGGGCGAGGGGUUGCGGCAGUGUGUGGUGGACCAUCCCACCUCUAUCACCAUCACCACCAAGGACAAGGACGGGGAGCUGUGCAAGACCGGAAAUGCCAGCCUUGCUGCAGAGAUCUUCACCCCUGAUGGGAGCAUGGCAGAUGGGGAGAUCUUGGACAAUAAAAAUGGCACUUAUGAGUUCCUGUACACAAUACAGAAGGAAGGAGACUUCACGCUCUCGCUAAGACUCUACGACCAGCACAUUAAGGGCAGCCCCUUCAAACUAAAGGUUACCAAGUCCACGGACGUGUCACCCACCACAGACGGGGUUAAGAAGCGAGUCAAGUCCCCUGGCAGUGGACACGUGAAGCAGAAGGCUGUGAAAAGGCCAGCGAGCAUGUUCAGCACAGGGAAGCGGAAAGAGAACCCCAUUGAGGACGAUUUGAUUUUCAGAGUUGGUACCAAGGGAAGAAACAAAGGGGAAUUCACAAACCUUCAAGGUGUGGCGGCGUCUUCCCUUGGAAAGAUUUUGAUUGCAGACAGUAACAAUCAAUGUGUACAGAUAUUUUCAAACGACGGACAGUUUAAAAGCCGGUUUGGUGUCCGUGGCCGGUCUCCAGGACAGCUGCAGCGGCCUACAGGGGUGGCCCUCCACCCCAACGGGGACAUCAUCAUCGCAGAUUAUGACAACAAAUGGGUCAGCAUUUUCUCAUCCGAUGGGAAAUUCAAGACUAAAAUCGGUUCAGGAAAACUGAUGGGGCCCAAAGGUGUGUCGGUGGACCGGAACGGUCACAUCAUUGUGGUGGACAACAAGGCCUGCUGUGUGUUCAUCUUCCAGCCCAAUGGGAAGCUGGUGACAAAGUUUGGUAACCGUGGAAACGGGGACAAGCAGUUUGCAGGUCCUCACUUUGCUGCAGUGAACAACAAUAAUGAAAUCAUUGUUACUGAUUUCCAUAACCAUUCUGUUAAGGUUUUCAAUCAGGAGGGAGAAUUCAUAUUGAAAUUCGGGUCCAACGGGGAAGGCAACGGGCAAUUUAAUGCCCCAACAGGAGUGGCUGUGGAUACCAAUGGCAAUAUUAUUGUGGCAGACUGGGGGAACAGUCGAAUACAGGUGUUUGAUGGCAGUGGAUCAUUCCUCUCCUACAUUAAUACAUCAGCCGAUCCUCUGUAUGGUCCACAAGGUCUGGCCCUCACCUCCGAUGGCCAUGUGGUGGUAGCAGAUUCUGGGAACCACUGCUUUAAAGUGUAUCGUUACUUACAAUGACAGUGACCUGCGAACCCUCCCCUGCCUCCGUUUCCCUCCAGGCCAUCUGGAUGCAUCUGCACUAACCAAACUAGUCUGCCAUCCACUGGGUUUGGAAGAGAGUCACUUGCAGCUGCUGUUUGUUGUGGCUUCUCCUUUGCCCCUCUCCAUUAACGUCAUGAGAACUAGAGAAUUCCUUUACCUAAGAUGUUCAGUGUCCAUCCACAUACAGCCUGCUUUGAGCAUCAAGUGAUUUAGUGAAACAUGAGGACCAUGUGCCAAGUUAAAAUAAAUAUAUAAAUAAAUCUUGAACUUGUAUAUUAAUACUAUGUUGUAGUCUACUACUACUACUAACUACUUGUAUAGUUUAAGAGCAUAAUCUGUUGCAGUAUUUAAAAUCUUGAGCUUUCUGAAUACCUUUAUGCUUCUGCAAUGCUGUAGUUUUUACUAAGUUUGUCUUUCACAAAAAAAAGGCAGGAAUGCUGAAUGCCUGAUGUUACGCUGUUGUAAUCGUUUGAUAGAUUAACACUCAUUGACAUAGCUGCAGAACUGAAAAAGACAUCAAUAAAACGAUAUACUAUAAAGUGGGUGAUAAGUUCAUCUGUAGAUGUUAUUAUUAAUUGGGAUUUGGAAACUGAGAAAGUGUGUGGCUUCUUACUUAAGAGAGGGAAAUAGAAAGGGCAAUAUGGUAUCUUAGGAUGCCUCUAUACUCAAAGAAUAGCUCUAAGAAAAAAAAAAGUUGUACUUUGAGCAUUUAAAAUUGUCAUGUAUAUAUACAAAGCCUUGCAGUUAAGACAGACAGUUUAUGUUCAUUUCCAUGACUUACAUACAUGCUUUUAACAUUUAACUUGGCCUUCAGCUUUAAUCAAGCAAAAAUGGCUGUUAUUGCAUCAUUGUAAGCAUCUGCAAUUAUCAAGAAACAAUCCAGAAAGUGAUUGGGGAACCUGAUGUGACUUACCAACAUUUUUUAUUUUUUAUCACAAAUGGUGGUGGCUGUGUAACAAAGCCAAAACAAAAAUAGUCACACCUGAUCCCAAGAGAUAAUGUAUGGUAUUUACAAUGGUAUUAUUGCAAAUUUAUAUUAUUAAUUUAUUCUUAAUGGUAAUUAAUUAAAUAUUGCUGCAAACUUACUGUGACUUUGACAAGAUCAUAUUUUUUCAAAGGCUUCUUGUGUCUCCAAACAAUGCGUUUUGCUUGUGUGUAUCUACAGUAUGUGGGAAUGUACUGUGCUGCAUAUUUUACAAUUUUGUCUUCAUUUAUAAAUGUGACACCGAUACUAACUGAUAACCCAUUCAGUGCUCUCUUCAGUUAGAUUGUGUUGAAAUUAUAUCAAUAAGCAAUAAUGGCUUUAAUUUUCAAAUACUAAAUGGACACUACUUAUCAGAUUAAAAGUAAUAUCUAUUAUUAAUUGAGUAUCACAUUAAAAGUAUGGGAGUAAUUAAGGAGUUGCUGGUAUACCUACUUUUGCACGAUUACUGCAAGGAUAAUUAACAGUAUUGAUCAGUACAACUGGGUCUAUUUAGAUGCAGAUACAGUCAGUGCUAUAAUGUGAAUGUCUUUUGUUGUUUAUUUAUUUGUCUUUUUUUUUGUUUGUGUUGCCAAAAUGGAAAACAAAGUGCCCACAGGAAGCUGAUUAUGUUUAAAAGAAAGUAUUUUUGUUAAAAAAAUAAUAAUAAAAAAAAAAAAAAAAAUGCUACUAUACUUUGGGAUUUUUUUUAUUGAUGAAAUGUAUGCUGUAAAUUUUGGAACUAGAGAUUUUGUACAUGGGAUUUAAAAAAGGAAUGAAGCAGUGGUUGUGUUGCUUGUGAUGAUGAAUGUCUAGCACUAUGUAAUGUGUGUAAGCAUCACAGCCUCAGAGUCCAUGCUUUUAUAUCCUUUUCACCGCCCGAAUGCUCUAUUACUAGCACAGCUUCAUAAACCUGCAGUAAAGAUCACCGUUCACGAUAUCCAGAGUAGUGCCCAUUUUCAAUGCUUGCAUUGGAUGCACAAAAUGUUUGUAUUUAUUUAUUUUCAAACAUUCCGUUGUUGCAAUUGAGUUAAAACCUUUGUGUGUACAGCACAGAAAUAAAGUACUGCAUUCAUUGAA
Polyodon spathula (Mississippi paddlefish) is the source of this 4573-nucleotide messenger RNA. RefSeq names its product tripartite motif-containing protein 2-like. Lineage: Eukaryota; Metazoa; Chordata; Actinopteri; Acipenseriformes; Polyodontidae. The record is from RefSeq and is a predicted model, not a curated record. The transcript has 13 exons. Bases 532 to 2508 code for a protein of 658 amino acids. Gene Ontology annotation, molecular function: ubiquitin protein ligase activity; translation repressor activity; protein binding. Gene Ontology annotation, biological process: proteasome-mediated ubiquitin-dependent protein catabolic process; protein polyubiquitination; negative regulation of translation.